Messenger RNA from Phyllostomus discolor (pale spear-nosed bat), 739 nucleotides. Its product is annotated as carcinoembryonic antigen-related cell adhesion molecule 21-like. The transcript has 3 exons. Gene Ontology annotation, cellular component: cell surface; plasma membrane. Bases 1 to 681 code for a protein of 226 amino acids. Gene Ontology annotation, biological process: regulation of immune system process; signal transduction. Lineage: Eukaryota; Metazoa; Chordata; Mammalia; Chiroptera; Phyllostomidae. The record is from RefSeq and is a predicted model, not a curated record. Gene Ontology annotation, molecular function: protein tyrosine kinase binding.
AUGACCAAACUAGGCAUCUUGCCCCAGAAUAAAGCUCAGUGCACAGUCUCUCUAUUAAACCACUGGUGCACACACACUGCUGCCCAAUUCUCUAUUGUGCCGACCAAUGCUGCUGCAGGGACAACUGUGAGCCUACGUCUCCGCAACAGACCUCUCGAUGUUACAAGCUUCGUAUGGUACAGGGGAGAAGGGGCAAACCUCUAUAACAAAAUUGCAACUUUUGAUGUAUACGAAAACACACAGGUGAGAGGGCCUGCGUACAGUGGACGAGAGAGAAUAAUCUGUGAUGGAAGAUUGAUAUUAACAAAUGUUACCCUGAAUGACACAGGAAACUACACUGUAGAGGUCUACCCUGAAGAUUCAGCAAGAGAAGUAAGGUUUGGACAGCUUCAUGUAUAUGAGCUUGUGAGAAUGCCCACCCUCCUAGCCAGCAACAUCAUAAACACAGACAAUAAGGAUAUUGUGGUCUUGACCUGCAACACAGAUGAAGUGUCAAUCCAGUGGUCAUUCAAUGGCAUGAAUCUGCAGCUCUCAGAGACAAGGAAGCUGUCUGAGGACCACAGAAGCCUCACCAUAGACCCCGUCCAGAGGGAGGAUGUUGGUUAUUACCAGUGUGAAGCCUCCAACCCCGUCAGUUCUGCUGAAAGUUGGGCCCUCGAGCUGCAUUUGCCACAUGAAUGACCCUCAUCCCCUCUUCUUUGUUAUUAAACUCUAAAUAAAGUAUUUUGCCUUAUUAUAA